GAGGCUGCCAGCCGAUAUGCGAAGGGUGCCUCGGAGCAUCCUGGCGACUACGCGCCCGUCGCGUCAGCCGCGUCCCUUCUCCGCCGGAGCCUUGCCGGGGCGGCAGCGAAGAAGGCUUUCCGGUCGGCCCUGGAUGCUUUGCCCUCCAUGGCAGGCAUCCUGGCGGCUGGCGCUGCGCACGCAGACUUGGAGGCCUCCCUGACCGAGCUCCUGGGCAUCCUUGCCGCCCCGGAGCAGCUCCCCGGCUUGGAGGUGCUGGCAGCCAGCUGGGAACGCGGCGAGGCCCUUGACAGCGAAACCCCGCCAAAGAAGCGGAGGAAAGAGGGCGACGUGGGCGUGUACCAGGCCCAGCUGUUUACUGACCUCCGGCGUCUUCUUGCAGAGGACGUCGCCCUUUUCGCGCCGCUGCUGCCGCGGCUGCUGGAGGUCUUUGUGCUGGGUCUCCAGCGCCAGCGCGUGCAGGCGGGGGAUGCGAUCUUGAAGGCGCAGCGCGUCCUGCAAACUGGGACAGGGAUUUUCUUAGCUGCAAGUGGGGAGGUCUUGUGCUUGGAGCACACCCUUGCCCAGGCAGGCGUGCAGGCAGGAGAUGUAUUGACCCUACAAGUUCGACAGACAAGGGUGGCUGCCUCCAGUGGCUCUUUUACGGCGCUCCUGGCAGACGGAUCAGUCGUCUCCUGGGGUGAGAACCCAUGCUGCGAGAAGCUGGUGAAUGUUCAGCAGAUCCAGGAAGGCGUUUGCUGCUAUCGUGGCCAAUGGAUCUGUGGUGACUUGGGGUCCUUCAUGGUGCGGCGGUCGGAGGGUUCCGACAUGGCGCCAGUGCAAGUGCACGUGGCCUUGCUGAGCGGACGGCGAGCAUCGAUUACAGCAAGCUCUGACACAACUCUCGCGGACCUCAUGCUGGAGGCACAAAGCAGCCUGCAGACCGGGGCCGGGGUCUUCGUAAACGCACGUGGGGAGUUCUUGAGCUUGGAGCACACCCUUGCCCAGGCAGGCGUUCAGGCGGAAGAUGUGCUGACACUGCAAGUGCGACAGUCACGGGUCGCCGCAUGCAGCGGCUCCUUCACAGCCCUCCUGGGCGAUGGGAUCCAGGCUGCUGACUCUGCGUUCGCCGCCAUCCUGGAGAACGGCUCCGUCGUCACCUGGGGUGGGCCGAGUGGCGGUGGUGACAGCAGUGGCGUCCAGGCACAACUCCAGCAGGUGAAGCAGAUUCAAAGUUCCAGCGCGGCGUUUGCGGCCAUCCUGGAAGACGGAUCUGUGGUCACCUGGGGAGAUCCCCGUCGGGGUGGCGACAGCAGUGCUGUUCAAGAGCAGCUGAAGAAUGUGCAGCAGAUCCAGGCUACAUGGGAGGCUUUCGCGGCCAUCCUCGCCGAUGGAUCCGUGGUGACCUGGGGUCUCCAGAGUGCGGGAGCUGACAGCAGCGAAGUUCAAGAGCAGCUUCGCGAAGUGCAGCACCUCCAGGCUACCAGCACUGCCUUCGCCGCCAUCCUCUCCAGCGGAUCUGUGGUAACCUGGGGAGAUCCCGACACCCGGGUGCCCAGCAGUAGUAACCCUUAG
This is a messenger RNA of Symbiodinium natans, 1554 nucleotides long. Lineage: Eukaryota; Dinophyceae; Suessiales; Symbiodiniaceae. The record is from the annotation of a GenBank genome assembly.